AUGCACUCAGAGCAGGCUGCCACCUUAGUACCGCUUGAGGUUCUCAGCCGAACAUUCAAUUUUAAUGACCAUGAGGCCAAAUGGUGGGAUACCACCGCACCGCUCUUUGCCAAAAUGCUUAUCAAUGCCAAAUACGAUGUACACGCACAGUACAGGUUUCUGUGCCUUUAUCGCGAGUUUGUUAUUCCCAACUUGGGAGCGUAUCCUACUAAAGGGACCCAAUUGGGCUGGAAGAGCAUGCUCACACGCUAUGGACUUCCCUUUGAAUUAAGCUACAAUGUUUCUAAAUCUCUCGUCCGUUUCGCCUUCGAGCCCAUUGGCAGUCUCGCUGGUACCGAGCAAGACUUAUUUAAUACCAAGGCGAUCGGUGAGACAUUGCACAGAUUUGGAAAAAUUGUGCCAGGUCUCAACUUGGAAUGGUACAAUAGUUUCGUGUCCGAUCUUAUUGUCUCGGAUAAAGAAGCCAAAAUGGCCCGCAACACAACAAUCCCAUUCCGAACGCAGAGUGUCAUUGCGGUCGACAUGGAGCCAAACGGGGAUGUGUUACUAAAAGCCUAUUUCUGCCCUAGGAUUAAAUCUGUUGUUACCGACAAAUCCAAGGAGAGUCUGAUGUUUGACGCUAUCCGGAAGGUCGAUCAUGACGGCCGUCUUGAGGUUCCGCUGUUAACUUUAAAGGAAUUUUUGGCUUCGCGCGCCUCCGCGGCUAGAGGGCAAGAUUCUGCCCUUAUUGCGCAUUUUUUUUCAUGUGAUCUUCUUCAGCCGUCCGAAUCACGAAUUAAAAUGUACUGUUAUGAGACCAAGCUGGACUUUGACGCCCUUACUAGCGACUGGACAUUGGGGGGGAGGCGCAAUGACCCACAGACAUUAGCUGGCCUGGAACUGCUCAAGGAGCUAUGGGACUUGCUACCAAUCACUGAGGGGCGCAGCGAAGGUCCUCCCGGCUUCCAUGAGCUUGGUACUUCACCUGAAGAACGCCUCCCGUUCAUUCUGAAUUUUGGCCUUUGUCCGGGGAAUCCCAUCCCGGAACCCCAGAUAUACUUCCCUGUCUUUGGUUACAACGACAAGGUUGUUGCUGAUGCAUUGAAGGCUUUCUUCCUGCGCGUGGGCUGGACAGACUUAGCCAACUCAUACAUGGCUAACCUGUGUGAAUACUAG
This is a messenger RNA of Aspergillus tanneri, 1155 nucleotides long. Its product is annotated as aromatic prenyltransferase (DMATS family). The transcript has a single exon. The record is from RefSeq and is a predicted model, not a curated record. Bases 1 to 1155 code for a protein of 384 amino acids. Gene Ontology annotation, molecular function: transferase activity, transferring alkyl or aryl (other than methyl) groups. Gene Ontology annotation, biological process: alkaloid metabolic process. NCBI's taxonomy places the organism in Eukaryota, Fungi, Ascomycota, Eurotiomycetes, Eurotiales, Aspergillaceae.